AUGACGGACAGUUCGAAUGACUCAGGCGUGUCCCUAAGUGACUUCUUUGCUCGAUGCAAACUCGCACCCAGCACUCGAGAUCAGUGUGAUGCCUACUUGAGAGUGCGUUUUUCGGAAAACAUCGAGCCUACUCCCUUCCAAGGCUAUUGCUCAUACACAGUAAUUGUUGGAAACGAUAGGAUAGCUCAGUUUCGCCCACCAGAGUAUCGGCUUGAUGUGGAUAUAUCUUCGACAGCGUGUGAUAUCUUUGGUUCCGUCGCGCCGCAGACCGAGUUUUUAGGAAAGCUGGAACACAAUGACUUACAAGUGUACCUGAUGAGGCGGUUACCUGGCGUAUCACUGUCAGAGCUUCACUCUUCGAAUAGUAGCACUCGGAAAAGCUGGCUUCGCCGCCAGACCGUACGAGACUUCGCCGCACUGCAGGCGGCCAGCUGGCAGUGCUCGAAGUCGCGAGCGGAGGUGGUGAUGAAGAGGAAAGUUGGGGCUUCCAUACGUUGGCGCUUGAAUCUGAUGCUGUCAAGCAUCCCCAGUCGUUUCCAUAAGGUAGUGAUAUCGCUCAGUCGGAGGUUCGAAUAUAUUGAGGACCUCCCUUGGACGCUCAGUCAUGGGGAUCUCACUCCAUCGAACGUUCUGGUCUGCCCGAAAACCGGAAGGAUCGUAGGAUUGCUUGACUGGGCAGAGGCAGAGUUCCUCCCAUUUGGCGUCGGCAUAUAUGGCUUAGAGGAGCUUCUGGGUGAGGACAACACGGAGGGCUUCACAUACUACCCCGAAGCAAGAAAACUGCGAGCUCUAUUCUGGAGUGAACUCCUUUCUCUCAUACCUGAGCUUGGUGGGAACGUCGACCUCCUAAAGACGGUAAAAGCUGCCCAGAUCUUUGGAAUCUUGCUGUGGCAUGGCAUCGCUUUUGAUGACGGGCGACUUGAUCGUGUUGUCGAAGAAGGCAUGGAUGAUGGUGAAAUCCAACGACUUGACGCUUUCUUGUUUCACCCUCGUGGGCCACUUGGUCGCAGGAGGCUUCUUGGGAGAGUGCAGUCAGCGUCUACUCGUGUGUACAAUCGCGUGUUUAGCAAGGGCAGUAGGAGGUAG
Neoarthrinium moseri is the source of this 1086-nucleotide messenger RNA. RefSeq lists its product as uncharacterized. Bases 1 to 1086 code for a protein of 361 amino acids. The record is from RefSeq and is a predicted model, not a curated record. NCBI's taxonomy places the organism in Eukaryota, Fungi, Ascomycota, Sordariomycetes, Amphisphaeriales, Apiosporaceae. The transcript has a single exon.